Ogataea haglerorum is the source of this 792-nucleotide messenger RNA. RefSeq lists its product as uncharacterized. The coding region runs from base 1 to 792 and encodes 263 amino acids. Gene Ontology annotation, biological process: ribosome biogenesis. The record is from RefSeq and is a predicted model, not a curated record. The transcript has a single exon. Lineage: Eukaryota; Fungi; Ascomycota; Pichiomycetes; Pichiales; Pichiaceae. Gene Ontology annotation, cellular component: ribonucleoprotein complex.
AUGACCGAAUUUCCUAGAGUACUAACCUCGAUGACCCAGCCUUCGAAAAAAGUUGCUCCAGCGCCUUUAGCCAAACAGCAGAAAGCUGUCAAGACGUCUGUUUACGACGCUACGCCCAGAAACUACGGAAUCGGGCAGAACAUCCAGCCGAAACGGGCCCUGAACCGGUUUGUCAAGUGGCCGCAGUACGUGAGACUGCAGAGACAGAAGAAGGUACUGACGAUGAGACUCAAGGUGCCGCCUGCCAUUGCUCAGUUCUCCAACACCUUGGACCGGAACUCUGCCGUUGAGGUGUUCAAGCUGCUCAACAAGUACAGACCAGAGACCAAGGCCGAGAAGAAGGAGAGACUGGCGAGGAAGGCGGCUGCCCUUGCCGACGGCAGCAGGAACGAGGACGUUUCUUGCAAGCCGUUUGUGGUCAAGUACGGGCUGAACCACGUUGUUUCGCUGAUUGAGCACAGGAAGGCCAAGCUGGUGCUCAUUGCCAACGACGUGGAUCCCGUCGAGCUGGUGGUGUUUCUGCCUGCUCUGUGCAGAAAGAUGGGCAUCCCGUACGCGAUAGUCAAGGGUAAGGCGAGAUUGGGAACCCUUGUCCACCAGAAGACCGCUGCCGCUGUUGCGCUGGUGGACGUCCGGCCCGAGGACGAGGCUACGUUGGCCAAGCUUGUUUCUACAGUGGACGCCAACUUCGCCGAGAAGUACGAGCAGGCCAGAAAGCAGUGGGGCGGCGGCAUCAUGGGCGCCAAAACGAUCGCCAAGCUGGCCAAGAGAAGUAGAGUUCAGGCCCAGUAG